AGAAGACUGCCGCUCGGUGCUGUUUCCUCCAUAACUCGUCUGCUUCCCUUCACGUAAUUACCCACCUUGUGGUUCCGACUCCUUACUCUGCAAUAUUGUCCACGAUUGUUCCGAUCAACACCCAAACACCCAGGCUAUUACUACCUGCUAGAACCAUGUCUCAGCUGAACGAAAUCCGCGGCCGACUGGCACUGAUAACCGGCGCCUCUGGAGGAAUUGGUGCAGCUUGCGCACGGCAGCUGGCUGAGCGCGAGGUCCAUUUGGCGUUGACGUACUCAUCAAACUCGGCUUCAAUCACAUCUCUCAAAGACGAGCUGUCAUCAAAAUACCCUACACUCCGGGUUACCAUUCACCAGGUCGAUGUUGCAUCUGCUGAACAAAUCGAAGCCAUGUUCGUGCAGAUUGACGAGCAACAUGGACAACGACCUGACAUCCUUGUCUCAAAUGCCGGCCAUGGCAAGCGAAUUCGUCAGAUUUGGGAUAUCUCCCUCGAGGACUUCGACUAUACGUUGAAUGUCAACCUUCGGGCCUCAUUCAUUUUGUCCAAGGGAGUGGUCGAGCACAUGAAGAAUCAGCGAUGGGGGCGAAUCGUGUUCAUGUCCUCCAUUGCUGGCUACGGAGGAGGUAUCAAUGGUUGCCAUUAUGCUGCCUCGAAGGCUGGCAUGACCGGUAUGAUGAAGAACCUCUCCACUCGGCUAGCGGAGUACAAUAUUAGCGUGAAUGACGUAGCACCUGCAAUCAUUGGCGACACCGGGAUGAUCCCUAACGCUGACUCGGUUCCGGAGAUUGCUGCAACUAUUCCCCUCGGGCGGGUUGGAACUCCAGGGGAGGUUGCGAAUGUGGUGACUAUGCUCGUGACGACAGGUUACAUGACGGGCCAAAGCCUGCUGAUCGGAGGCGGGUUGAAAUAGAGGCCGUGAGACCUUAGUGAGUCCAUCGGUUAGACUUGGAACGGACAGAAUAGUAGAAUUAACAAGGUUACGACCAG
Messenger RNA from Aspergillus japonicus CBS 114.51, 988 nucleotides. Its product is annotated as SDR family NAD(P)-dependent oxidoreductase. The transcript has 3 exons. Gene Ontology annotation, molecular function: oxidoreductase activity, acting on the CH-OH group of donors, NAD or NADP as acceptor. The coding region runs from base 156 to 911 and encodes 251 amino acids. The record is from RefSeq and is a predicted model, not a curated record. NCBI's taxonomy places the organism in Eukaryota, Fungi, Ascomycota, Eurotiomycetes, Eurotiales, Aspergillaceae.